Messenger RNA from Aspergillus clavatus NRRL 1, 987 nucleotides. RefSeq names its product serine/threonine-protein phosphatase. The coding region runs from base 1 to 987 and encodes 328 amino acids. NCBI's taxonomy places the organism in Eukaryota, Fungi, Ascomycota, Eurotiomycetes, Eurotiales, Aspergillaceae. Gene Ontology annotation, molecular function: protein serine/threonine phosphatase activity. The record is from RefSeq and is a predicted model, not a curated record. Gene Ontology annotation, biological process: peptidyl-serine dephosphorylation. The transcript has 2 exons. Gene Ontology annotation, cellular component: FAR/SIP/STRIPAK complex.
AUGGCUGUUACCCCACCAGCAGAUACUUAUUGCGCGAUAGCUAGCAUCGACCUGGACGAGUGCAUUGAGCGACUCUAUAGGAAAGAAUUAUUGGCCGACUCCGUUAUCGAAGCAAUAUGCGCCAAGGCCAAGGAGUUAUUGAUGAAGGAGAGCAAUGUGGUGCACAUUGCAGCUCCAGUGACCGUUGUUGGAGAUAUCCAUGGGCAAUUCUUUGACAUGCUUGAGAUCUUCAAGAUUGGGGGGUUCUGUCCAAACACAAAUUACUUGUUUCUAGGAGACUAUGUGGAUCGUGGUCUGUUCAGCGUUGAAACCAUCUCGCUUCUCGUGUGUUUGAAACUCCGAUACCCCCACCGCGUGCACCUCAUCCGCGGCAACCACGAAUCCCGCGGCGUGACCCAGUCCUACGGAUUCUACACCGAAUGCGCGCGAAAGUACGGCAACGCCAACGUGUGGCACUACUUCACCGACAUGUUUGACUUUCUCACCUUGAGCGUGGUCAUCAACGAUCAGAUCUUCUGCGUGCACGGCGGCCUCUCCCCCUCCAUACACUCGAUAGACCAGAUCAAGAUCAUCGAUCGAUUCCGCGAGAUUCCCCAUGAGGGGCCCAUGGCUGACCUGGUCUGGUCCGAUCCGGAUACCGAACGCGACGAGUUCUCGCUAUCUCCGCGCGGAGCAGGUUACACGUUUGGUGCGCAGGUUGUUCGGAAGUUCCUCGAGGUCAACAGCAUGUCCCAUAUCUUGCGCGCGCAUCAGCUAUGCCAAGAAGGAUAUCAGGUUCUCUAUGAUGACCGGCUGAGUACGGUGUGGAGCGCGCCCAACUAUUGCUAUCGAUGCGGAAACCUCGCCAGCGUCCUCGAGGUGAGUGACACAGGCGAGCGAUAUUUCAACAUCUUCGAUGCGGCUCCGGAGAAUGAUAUCCACCGUGGAGAGCAGCAAGCACAGCAGAGCAAGGACGGCCAGAACCCUGUAAUUGAUUACUUCUUGUGA